This is a messenger RNA of Salvia miltiorrhiza (redroot sage), 474 nucleotides long. RefSeq lists its product as uncharacterized. The record is from RefSeq and is a predicted model, not a curated record. The coding region runs from base 1 to 474 and encodes 157 amino acids. The transcript is spliced from 3 exons. NCBI's taxonomy places the organism in Eukaryota, Viridiplantae, Streptophyta, Magnoliopsida, Lamiales, Lamiaceae.
AUGCCGCCUCAAACACUGCACCAAAUUCGCUUAUUUCACUCUGCAAAAACCCCUGCUCGUUACCACCGCCGGAAACUACCAACUUCCCACCUUCCUCUGCCGCCGCGAAAUGCGCCCGCGCGCAACCGCUGCAAUUGCUUCAACGGCAACAGCAACGAUAGCUCCGAUGACGAGCUCGAUUUCUUCUCCGAUUCGAUUUCCGCUAAUUCUUCCUUCGGCAACCCCUCCGAUAACGCCUCUCUUUGCAAAUCCAAAUGGGAUAAAUCUCCCUCUAUUCCAGCUGGUAAUUCUCAAUUCCACUUUCCCCCUUUUUUCCUUUUCAAUACUCCAAUUUCUCCUAAAACGGCGCGGCAGAGCCUGAAGAAGAAAGGGAUGCACAUCGCGCCGUGGCGGAAAGCCGAUUACAUGAAAUCGAAAUGGCUCAGCCCUCACGCCGCCCAAAACCGACACCGUCGAGGAGGCUCGGCCCGAUGA